Lates calcarifer (barramundi perch) is the source of this 1788-nucleotide messenger RNA. RefSeq names its product MYD88 innate immune signal transduction adaptor (gene myd88). The transcript has 5 exons. Gene Ontology annotation, molecular function: TIR domain binding; Toll-like receptor binding. Gene Ontology annotation, biological process: Toll signaling pathway; innate immune response; defense response to Gram-positive bacterium. Gene Ontology annotation, cellular component: plasma membrane. The record is from RefSeq and is a predicted model, not a curated record. NCBI's taxonomy places the organism in Eukaryota, Metazoa, Chordata, Actinopteri, Centropomidae. The coding region runs from base 219 to 1088 and encodes 289 amino acids.
UCUUCAAAGGCAGUGGUUUUAGAGGGGGAGACGGUACAUCUCCUCCCCCGCGUGACGCAGUCUGUAAUCUGGCUACUUGACAUCACUUCCGUGUUCUGAAGUUAGGUAGGCUGUGGACCCCAGAGCUAAUCACGCAGCCUGUCGUUACUAUGUUUAUUAUGUUUUUCUAUUUUAACUAACACACGUCGUCUCGCGGAGGUUUCUGAAAACUGUCUAACAUGGCUUGCGCCGAGUCGAAAGUCGACCUGGAGACGGUUCCUCUCACCGCGCUGAAUGUGACUGUGAGGAAAAAGUUGGGACUUUACCUGAAUCCCAGAAAUGCAGUGGCCGCGGACUGGAUGGCUGUAGCAGAGGCCAUGGACUUCAGUUACCUGGAGAUAAGGAACUAUGAAGUGGCACAAAACCCCACCACAAGGAUCCUGGACGAGUGGCAGGCUCGGUCCACAGAUACGACAGUGGGGAAGUUGUUGUCAAUCCUGAUGAAGGUGGAGAGGAGUGAUAUUAUAGAGGAUCUUCGCUCUUUGAUAGAUGAAGAUGUCAGGAGGUACUGUGAGAAUCUGAAGAAGAGGGGGAGUGAUCCCCCACUUCAGGUUCCUGAGGUGGACAGCUGUGUCCCUCGCACCCCUGAGAGAAACGGUAUCACCCUGGAGGAUGACCCCGAAGGUUCUCCUGAGCUGUUUGAUGCCUUCAUCUGCUACUGCCAGAGUGACUUCGACUUUGUCCAUGAGAUGAUCCGGGAGCUGGAACAGACGGAGUACAGGCUGAAGCUGUGUGUGUUCGACAGAGAUGUCCUCCCGGGCUCCUGUGUGUGGACCAUCACAAGUGAACUCAUUGAGAAGAGGUGCAAGAGGAUGGUGGUGGUUAUAUCUGACGAAUACCUUGACAGCGAUGCCUGCGACUUUCAGACCAAGUUUGCUCUCAGCCUCUGCCCUGGAGCUCAAAAGAAACGGCUCAUCCCAGUGGUGUACAAACCAAUGACGAAGCAGUUCCCCAGCAUCUUACGCUUCCUCACCGUAUGUGACUACACCAGGCCUUGCACACAGGCGUGGUUCUGGGUACGGCUGGCCAAAGCUCUUUCGCUGCCAUAAGCAUGGACUGUGCAGUUAAUUGUAUUUUUAAGUGCCUUUUCAUUCCAGCUAAUAGAUCAUGUUGGACAGUGGUCAGACAUUACAGGUUCAAGUCUGUGCCAUUGCUUGUGAUCCACAUCCUGCUGGCAUCUGAAUCCACCUGCGAUUUCCUGUGUGUGUAUGGUAUGUAUUUCAGUGCUACCAUAUGUGCUUCCUGUUGAAGACGACACAGUGAUUUCUGUACAUUAUGAUUACCAAACUUAAGCAAGGACACCAAACGUCAGCAAAGUUUUCACAAUGCAUGAAUCACGCAGUAUUUAUGAUGUUCUUAGCAUUUCAAGAAUGUAAGUUGUGCCUGCCUGUCACUAUUUUGUAAUUAUUUGAGUAAUAAUGGUGAGGAGGAUCUCUGUGUUUUUAGGGCACCAUGUACAAAACGCUCUGUAAAAGCUGUCUCUUUUUUGUACCGGCCACUUCCUUUAUGAGUCAACGUCUAGGUGAGAUUGUAGCUUAAAGAGGAAGACAUAUUGUGAUUGUGAUACUUCCACACGUUGAGCUUUACUGACUGCUUUCUCUCACUUUCUCUGUCACUGUGAUGCCUUUACAUUUGGUUUUGUAUUUUUUAUAGUCUUUUCAGAAACGUUUCAUAAAAAGAGAAUUUAUUGUUCCUUGAAUUAAUGUUUUCAAUACAGUUUCUUCAAAAUAAAUUAAAUAAAUUUUUCAA